Messenger RNA from Lingula anatina, 1915 nucleotides. Its product is annotated as ras-related protein Rab-22A. Lineage: Eukaryota; Metazoa; Brachiopoda; Lingulata; Lingulida; Lingulidae. The record is from RefSeq and is a predicted model, not a curated record. Gene Ontology annotation, molecular function: GTPase activity; GTP binding.
GACAGCACCAUGACCUAAUUGUGGACAAAAUGGCGGAAUGUGAAAAUGACGUUUGUUUACCAAGAACGUGACUUUGUGAUCAGUCUCUGAUGUUAGUUAGAAUAUUAUCUCUAAGCUAGUUAUGAUUUAUACUAUGAAGUAAGGCAUACCAAGGCAAGAAACAAGUAAGGAGAAGAUAAGCCAUGUAUGAAGUAACAUCAGUGAAAGAAGUGAAAGUGUGUUUACUGGGGGAGUCUGGGGUAGGGAAAUCUAGCAUUGUGUUAAGAUUUGUAUCUGAUACCUUCAAGCAAGGCCUAGAAAUGACUAUAGGGGCCUCCUUCAUGACCAAGACUCUGGUGGUUGACCAGCAGACAGUCAAGUUCCAGAUCUGGGACACGGCAGGACAGGAGAGGUACCGAGCACUAGCUCCUAUGUACUACAGAGGUGCAUCUGCAGCCAUUAUUGUGUAUGAUGUCACCAAGAGAGACACGUUUGAUGCGGUCAAGGGUUGGGUACGAGAACUGGCCAACUACGGACCUAAGGACAUCAUCAUAGCACUGGCUGGUAAUAAAAGUGACUUGGAGGAUCUUAGAGAGGUCACCAAGAAAGAGGCAGCGCAGUAUGCUGAGCAGAUUCAGGCCAUAUUUAUUGAGACCAGUGCUAAAAAUGACAGUGGAAUCAAGGAGCUAUUCACUAGAAUAAUUUCUAGACUGCCUGCAGACUUCUCAGGAAAGCCAAAAGAUGGCCACCAGAAUGCAAAGAAACUACAUGAAAAAGAGGAGAAGAAAGGAAAAUGUUGCUGAUAUUUCUUUAUAGAAAAGAUAAUUGAAACUGUGUUCAUAUCUAAGUCAAAAGAAUGCUGUGUUAUGUAAAAUAUAUAGGAAUUAUAUUAAUUGAAUAAUAUCAAGGCAAAAAAUGAUGUGUAGCUGCCAAGUUGAAGGGCAUAGGUCUGCUAGGCUGUGCUGCUUGCUAUUACCCACACACACACAUGGUGGAUCCUAGAUUUUUUUUGAAAGUGGAAAAUGGAUACAAGAGAGGCACAAGGGUAAAAAUAUUAUGCCUCAUUUAUCUACACUUGUUUUCAUUUGAAAAUUUACAGAAAGUAUGAGAGGAAGGGGGGUCUGGAUAUGCAAACGAUACUGCAACAUUUUUUCUUAAACAUCAUCACAUAAAUUCUGAUAAAAUUGCAUUUGCGAGGCAACUGAUGAUUUUGACAAAUAGCUGAUUGGUAUUUAAAAAUGGGAAAGUUAGUUGGGUGAAUUUGGUAUUGUCAUAUCUAAGUGAUAUAGCAGUAACAGGUUAUUUCUUUAAGAUCGUUUUGAAAAUAGUCUUAUUUAGUGCAAUACCCCAAGUCGCUAGUAUUGACACAUAAUGACCCUUUUUUCUGUGUUCACAUCUCGAAAAUUCUUUGAUGUAUGAGUCCUGCCUCUUGUGUUCUUCUAUUGCAUAAUUUACCAGUGUAUUUUAUAAAUCAUGAUCUAUUUAGAUUGAGAUGUAAGUUACAGGAUUAAACAGCUCAGAAUGAUUAGAAAGGGUUUUAAAAGCCAGAAGUUGGGAAUUCUUGGACCGUGAUUGGAGAUCUUGGACCGUGAUUGGUCUGGGAUUAAGUUUUAUUACAGCAGAUGUCACAUGCUUUAAGUCAUGUCACCGACAGAGAAGUGCAUAAACAUUUUCUCUGCUUAAUUUAUUUCAACAUAUCAGUAGAACUGAGGAGUUUUUAUAAAUAUUUCACAUUUACUUUAAACUCUUUCAUAAUGUAAAGCAACGACUUGGUAAAUUAAUUUGAUGUUUGUUUUUUCUACUUGCAUGGGACUUCUCAUUUGUUAUAUGUCAUAUAAAUUUGAAAAACUAUUUAAAAGGUUUUUAAAUACUUAUAUAUUGUAGUAUUAUGAAGGAUUUUUUCUAUACAAAUUAACAGAAGUAUAUUUUUAAAACA